AUGAGAGUGUUAACAAUUCUUUCUUUUUCUUUCCUCCCCCCCUCUCUCUCUCUCUUUAUUUCUUUCUUUUUCUCACUAAUUCCAAACCAAACAUUUGAUAUGUUCUAUUCAUUUUCUACUUAUCUAUCUAUCUAUCGCAGUCUAUUCAUUUUAUAUUUAUCUAUCUCAACCUAUUCAUUUUCUAUCUAUCUAUCUAUCUAUCUAUCUAUCGCAGUCUAUUCAUUUUCUAUCUAUCUAUCGCAAUCUAUUCAUUUUCUAUCUAUCUAUCUAUCUAUCUAUCUAUCUAUCUAUCUAUCUAUCUAUCGCAGUCUAUUCAUUUUCUAUCUAUCUAUCGCAAUCUAUUCAUUUUCUAUCUAUCUAUCUAUCUAUCUAUCUAUCUAUCUAUCUAUCUAUCUCAACCUAUUCAUUUUCUAUCUAUCUAUCGCAGUCUAUUCAUUUUCUAUCUAUCGCAAUCUAUUCAUUUUCUAUCUAUCUAUCUAUCUAUCUAUCUAUCUCAACGUAUUCAUUUUCUAUCUAUCUAUCUAUCUAUCUAUCUAUCUAUCGCAGUCUAUUCAUUUUUUUAUCUAUCUAUCUAUCUAUUUUUCUCAAUCUAUUCAUUUUCUAUCUAUCUAUCUAUCUAUCUAUCUAUCUAUCUAUCUAUCUAUCUAUCUAGUUCAGUUCAUGUAG
Acanthosepion pharaonis is the source of this 666-nucleotide messenger RNA. The record is from the annotation of a GenBank genome assembly. Lineage: Eukaryota; Metazoa; Mollusca; Cephalopoda; Sepiida; Sepiidae.